GAAAUUGGAACUGGGCAAUAGGGGCAGGUGCGUUGGCAAGGCGGAGCGGGGGAAAAAAAAAGCUUUCUUCUUUCUGGGAUAUAGACAUUCGUUGACAUUUGAGAAACCGUCAGGGGGGAAGAACAUCUCAGUUGUUCUGCAGAUUUGUGCAAACGCAUCCACCUGUUAAGGCAAACCGAACGAGGACAUGGAGCGAUCACCGUUCACUAGAGGGCAAUGGGCCUCUCAAUCCCUGCGAAUUACUGCCAAAGAGCUGUCUAUAGUUAAUAAAAGGGGAACGGCGGCUCUCAGGGAACGUUUUUCUAAGUAUCAGAAAGCGGCAGAGGAAGCAAGCAGUGAACGAAAGAAAGGGAACACUGAAAAUCUUCCCCCAACCCUGAGGAAAGGGACAUUGAGCAUCUUGAAAAAGAAGUGGGAAAUUCCAGAAAAUUCCACAGCACAACCAGUGCUUCCAAAAUCGCCUGUCAGAAUUAAUCGUGCAGAUUCCCGGGCUCAGAUCGCUGCUGUCAGCCCAAAAGCAUACUCCAGCUUUGUGCCUCUAAGUGAGUCGGAUCAGAAUUUGGAGACUACCCCGAGAGUCAAGUCUCCCAGGAGCCCAGGGGUCUUGAGCAGAUUUCCUUAUCCUGGUACAGAGAGUGAAGGCCAGGCUGAGUUAAAGAUGGAAAGAAUUCUUUCUAAAGAGGGGAACGAAGUGGAGAAUGGAACAGCACAAGAUUUGACAGUCUCCUCUAAAAUUGAGAAGUUUAAUGUCCCACUGAACAGCUUGAAAAUGAUGUUUGAGAAGGGGGAUGCACAUGUUCAGCCUAAGCACAGACACCAUGAAAGCCCAGUUAAGCAGGCUACCAGAGAUCCCCUCAAGUCUGAUGUUUCCAAAAAGUGGUUAGACAAGACUGCAGAAGGCAGCUGUUUGAUUGAAGACAUAGAGAGAAAAGCAAGGGAGGGAAACUCCAGUGGUUUUGACCAUACCUCGUCUGGAACAAGCCCUGAUAAAACAGAAUCUAAGGUUGGUACGGAGUUGGCAGAUAUGCAGGAACAGACAUCAGUGAAAGACAGAAUGGCAUUAUACCAGGCUACUGCAUCACAGAAGGAGACCAGCAUCCAAUCUCCUACAACUUUGGAUGAGCAUAUGCUGUCUGGAGAAGUGAUCAAUACCAAAGAGUUAUGGGGAAGCCGAGAAGCAUCAAAUCCUAAGAAGUUGCCACAGUCUGACAUAAGCACUAGUGACAUUGAAAUGAAUGCUGGCAAUAGGAAUGAACAAAAAGAAAAUGUGCCACCAGUACCUUUGACCAGCACCCCUCCCCAUGCAGAACUGCAGAAGGGGUCUGUGGUUGAGACAUCGAAUGCUUGGAAAAAUUCUACUUAUGAGAAACCAGGAAAUAGUCAAGUUAAUGUGGAAAAUGAAGAAGGGACGCCAAAGCUUUCAACUCAGGGUAUAAAGCAACAGAGAUCAACUGCAGAAAUACAAAGUAGUCCAGCCAAAUCUGUUAAGAAAUUUCAGCUUCCAGCUAGAGAGUUGUGUGUCACCUGCCAAAAGACUGUCUAUCCAAUGGAGCGUCUUGUUGCAAACCAGCAGGUGUUUCAUAAUUUCUGCUUCCGCUGCAGCCAUUGCAACACUAAGCUGAGCAUUGGGAAUUUUGCUUCACUACAUGGGAAUGUGUACUGCAAGCCACAUUUCAGCCAGCUCUUCAAAUCCAAAGGUAAUUAUGACGAGGGAUUUGGUCAUAAGCCACACAAGGAGCUGUGGAUGGCCAAAACUGAGAGUGACACUACAGAACGCAAGAAUGAAGUUGCCAUGGAUAAAUCUGAGACCAAAACUGAGAACUCUGGAGUAGAUGAGCUUUCCAUACUCAAGGUAGGUGUUUUGGCUGCCAGCAUGGAGGCCUUAGUUACUAGUACUCCACCAGAAAAGGUGGAGAAACCUGUCGAAACAAGAAAAUUAAAAAUAGCUUGGCCACCACCUAAUGAAGCAGGUAGUAAAGGAAUUGGCUCUUCUGAAGAGAGCCUCCGAGUUAACAAACCAAAAUGGCCUCCAGAGGAUGAUUUCCAACACCUGACCAAGAGAAACUCUGAAUUCAUUGGUACCUCCAGACUGAGACGAAGCGCUUCUCUGAAAGAACGAUGUAGACCAUUUACCAUUGCUGCACCUCUGAGACCUAUAGCCAUUAAAGAGCCAGGAAGAAAUCCAUCUGCUAAAAAUACAACACAGGAUCUGAUCAUUAAAGAAAGAGAAGCCAAAAGAGAGACUGAUGAACGGAAGAAUGAAAACGAGUCAACUCUGGAAAAUGAGCAUGAGCAACCAGUGACUACUGAGCUCGAGGGCACGCAAGAAGAUUUGGUGACUGAAAAGGUUGUAGAAGUGAAAAGCAACAAAAAGCUGCUUCAAGAUGAGGAUGUAGAGGAACUUCACCUCCACAAGGAAGAGGCCAGAGAACCUGACUUUCUGGAGUGUGAGGAGCAGGAAUCCAAACAAAAAAUGGUUGAAUCGCAAACUUCUGGAGAGACACGUACCUCAAAUGAGCACAUUCCAGAGAAUGAGAGAAAACUGGAAGAUAUUGGUUUUUGGGAUGGGGAUGAAACUGAAGUGGAGGGAACUGCGGAACUGUCAGUUGAAGAACAAAUCAAGAGAAAUAGAUGUUAUGAAGAUGAGGAUUAGAAACUGUGGGUGAUUUACAUGAUAUUUUAAUUGGUGACUGGCCUUGUGAUUCAUGGGUGUCAGCUCAGAACUUCCUGUUGUAAAGUGGUUUAUUCUAAAUACCUGUAUUGAUAUGAACUUUAUCAACAUAAAAGUAACUAACUAAUCAAGCAAUUAAAAGAACAAGUAUGGAAUCAUGGAAGGUAGUGAAGUUCUAAUUCAAGGGCAUGAGGUUUUAUCUCAUGCCGUUUUUUUUGUGUAUCGUCCACUAUCUAGGCAGGAGGGAUUAGAUUUCAAAAGACUCUAUGUAAAGAAGUUUUUCUAAAAGUUAUAACUAAAUGCCAUUCCACCUUGUAUCCAUGCCACUCCUUUAAUGCUCCCUUCACAUAGCCUGUUAAUGUUUUAUCAUAUAAAAGAUGGAUUGAAUUUAUCAAGAAAUAAUGGAAGCAUUUAAGAACCAGAGUGUGUACACCUCAAAUGGUAGUGGAGCAGAAAAUACCUUAAGCUGAAAACAACUGGGCAUCUUCUACCUCGUUGCCACGCACUUGCCUACACAUAGACCCGAAAAUGGCAAUUUAGUGAAGGCUUGGUUCUGAGAUUUGAAAAUGGAGUUCAUCUGUUAAUGUCCUUAAUCCAAUAGAUCAUUCAGUUGGCAAAACAGGGUGGUCCCUACAUUGCAGUAGCAGAGUGACAGAUUGAUCCUGACUCUAACACACACUCUCUGAUCAGCCUUAAUUUAACAGACUUUCCAAUUGUAUAGCUGUAAAGAUCCAAAUAUCAGAGGGAAGAUUUGAUGGAUCGAUAUUAUUAGAGUUAUGGAAUGUUUGAAACAACAAAGAUUAUUUACUUGUUUUUUAGAAUAGUGUAACUAAUCCCGGUAAGAUGAAAAUGGAAGCAUUAGAAUAACACCACUUUAUAACAAUGUUAUAGGCUGUAAACCUGACUUUAGUCUUCAAACCUUGUAAAUUCCUACUUCUGGCUUUAUUCUUUACCCUUCAGUGCUGUUUUAGAAUUUCUUGUGUAUUGCAGUAUGAUUUUAUAUGUGAAAUUGUUUUUACAUAUUGAUAGCAUGUGAGGGACAAGACGCUGCUGAAAAUAGUGAUUUGACUUUAGUAUAACAAUUUUAGAUGGGAUGGGCAAUAAAGAAUUGGGCAAUACAUUUGUGCUAUGGUGUCUGGAACAAUGCAAUUUUAAUCUUUGAUGAAAACAAAAACACUGCUCAAUACUGAAAUCUCUCUUGGUGUUGGAUCUAUCACCUCUACAGCCUUCUGGCACCUGAUUUGGUCUAAGGUGAUUUAAGUAGCACAGACAGUCAUUCUUCUUAUUGCAGUAGACUUGAUAUUUAAAUCGUGUUUCUGACUUUACUGCAGAUAUGUAAUGGCCCUGAUGUUCAAAUCAAUCCAAUCAAUCAAUCAAUCAAUCUCUCUCAACUCCUCCUCCUCUGUUAAUUUAUCUUCUGGCUGUAGAAAUUUUAAGAUGUUAACCUAUUAAUCCAGGUUAGAAUCCAACCCAUGUCCUAGCAAUAGAUGGAUGGAUGCCUGUUGCAUCCCUUGAUCACUUGCCCAUUGAUUCUUGUGCAAAGAAUCUAAGCAAUUUAGAAACAUGCAAAAUCAUUAAAUGCAGAGAAGUUAUUAUGUAAUAAAAAGAAUUACUUGACCAAUGCUGGCUGUUGACUUUGACUUUCUUUUCAAACUCUUCUACAAUUGUACAUUGGAUUUGUUGUGAUUUCUGUUUGGCUUCUAGUUAAUAAACUCUUUAAAAAGACA
Molecule: messenger RNA, 4398 nt
Organism: Rhincodon typus (whale shark)
Lineage: Eukaryota; Metazoa; Chordata; Chondrichthyes; Orectolobiformes; Rhincodontidae
Product: LIM domain and actin-binding protein 1
Exons: 13
Coding region: 188-2653 (821 amino acids)
Biological process (GO): actin filament bundle assembly
Cellular component (GO): actin cytoskeleton; plasma membrane
Molecular function (GO): actin filament binding
Source: RefSeq, a predicted model, not a curated record